This is a messenger RNA of Trichoderma atroviride IMI 206040, 1272 nucleotides long. RefSeq lists its product as uncharacterized. The record is from RefSeq and is a predicted model, not a curated record. Gene Ontology annotation, molecular function: oxidoreductase activity; FMN binding. Lineage: Eukaryota; Fungi; Ascomycota; Sordariomycetes; Hypocreales; Hypocreaceae.
AUGUCUGAUCCCAACAACCCCAACAUCAAGACCAGAACCACUCCUCAGUGGUCGCUCUAUCAGCGAGAAUCUUUCUGGGAUGCAAACAAUGGAAAAUAUGGCCUCUUCAACACUGAUCCCGCUGAAAUUGAGAAGCUUGCAAAGGAGAAGCUCUCGCAGGGUGGCUGGUACUAUUCCUCUUGCAAUGCUGGAGUGUCUUGGACCCAUCUUUCCAACCGACAGGCUUUCUACCGACACCGAAUUGUCCCUCGCAUGCUCGUCGACACCAAUCUGAGAGACACUGCAACCGAGAUUUUCGGCCACAAGGUAUCUGCUCCCAUUGGAUUCGCUCCCAUUGGCAUCAACCGCAUCUACCAUCCCACUGGCGAGCUGUCCGUGGCCAAAGUAGCCCAGGAGCUCAACCUCGCAUACUGCCUGUCUUCUGCCGGAAGUUACAGCAUCGAAGACGUUGCAAAGGCCAAUGGCUCUGGGCCUCGCUUCUUCCAACUCUACCAGAGCCCCGACGACGAGCUCUGCCUCUCCAUGCUCCAGCGCGCUUUUGACAAUGGAUUCGACGCCUGUAUGCUCACCACGGAUACCUGGUCUCUUGGAUGGCGCCACAACGAUGUGUUCACUGGAAACUAUGCAUUUUACCAUGAGCACGGAGCUGGUGACCUUGGUCUUCAAGACCCCGUCUUCCAGAAGCGUCUUAAGGAGGCAGGAAUCGACCCGGCCAAGAACCCCAAGGAAGCGGGUGCAAAGUGGAUUGAUGAGAAUAUCUGGCACGGCCGCGCCAUUACUUGGGAGAAGAUGAAGUGGACUAUGGAGCAGUGGAAGAGAAUCAGUGGAGGACGCCCAUUCUGCCUGAAGGGCAUUCAGAGCGUGGAAGAUGCCAAGAAGGCAGUUGAGCUUGGCGUUGACGGCAUUGUCGUAUCAAACCACGCUGGACGACAGGUCGACGGAGGUAUCUCAUCUCUUGACGCUCUUGAGAAGAUUGUCGAUGCCGUCGGAGACAAGAUCUACAUCAUGUUCGAUUCCGGAGUCCGAUCUGCCGCCGACGCUUUCAAGGCGCUCGCCAUUGGCGCCAAGUUUGUCUUCAUCGGCCGCCUUUGGGUGUGGGGUCUCAGCAUUGCCGGCGAGCAUGGUGUGCGGCAUGUCUUGAAGAGCCUGUUGGCCGAGUUUGACAUCUUGAUGGAAGUAGGUGGCUUUGUCAAGGUGAAGGAUAUUAAUCGUGGCUGCAUCGACUCGUUGCCCAACUCGUCCAAUUUGAUUGCGGAGCACUCGCAGAUCUGA